Molecule: messenger RNA, 384 nt
Organism: Prorocentrum cordatum
Lineage: Eukaryota; Dinophyceae; Prorocentrales; Prorocentraceae
Source: the annotation of a GenBank genome assembly
AUGGGGUUCGAGCUGCCUUUGUCUGUGGGCUCGAUCGCGCUCUUCGUCUUCGUCUUCGGGCUCGGCCUCGUGCCCGUCUUCUGGGUCCAGGCGGCCGUCUCGGCCCUCGAGGCCCUGGUGGUCUGGGCCAUCGUGCAGCGCAGCGACUGGGACGCUCUCGCGCGUGAGGCUCAGGAGCGCCAGGGACAGCCGGCCCGCGCGGAGGACGAGGCCGCGGAGGAGCGGCGCCCGCCGGGCGCCUGCAGCGAGAUCUCCCUGCAGGAGGCGCCCGCCGCGGGCGCGGGCGCGGGCCCCGCGGCCGCCGGCAGCGCCAAGGGCUCCGACAGCACCUGCGACCCGGAGCCCUUUAGCAGCCCCUGGCCAAGCACGGCGGAGGCCGCGUGA